CACCCGUUUGCCUGAGAUGGAGCGAGGCAGAGGGAAGUUCAGCGUAUCAGACGAUAGUGGUGGUGAUGAAAAGAGGCGCGCAGCAUUUUCCGCAGUAGGGACCUUCCAACGACAUUGACUUACCCUCUACACCAUUCCAUCACCAACUUGAGGGACUGCUGUGUCCUUAUUGUCGAUUAAUCCAACCAAUUCAAAUUGGGAAACCCGAAAUCGGGUACGGCCAAAACGAGCCCAUUAUCCUCUGUUUCGAUGGUUGAAACUUCUUCACUCCUCCCCACGUACCCUCUUCCACAUAUGCCACUCUCUUCAUCUCUUCUGUAGUUGUUCCAUUCGACUCUCCAGCUUCUUCGACGUUGUCUUUGGCCUCUGCUCUCGCGCAUUAGCGUCGCCCGGUCAUGGAUAGGACGAGAUAAAUUAAAAGACGAGGACCCUUUCCCCUUUGACACUGUUCUCAUCUGAGCAACGAAUACCUGCUUGGAGAGUAGCGAAUGUUGGGGGCGACAACAAGAAGGCGGUGCUUCCCUGGUGCCCAAUUCAUUGCAUCUUUUGGACUAGUGGAUGUGCCUUUAAGCCUAGUUUGAAUCCUCACAAUAUCUGAGAAGUUAGGGGUCAGCUAGUAACCAUGGAAAACGGUAAUGGCACAUUGAAAUACUCGCAGACCGCCUAUGAAGAGGCAUUGGAUGCACUAUCCUCUUUGAUUGUCAACCGUAGACGAUGUGAUAAAUCUGGAGAUCGAUUUGAGUUGAUGUUCGAGUAUGUAAAGAUGCUGGAUUUGGAGGAGCCCAUGUUGCAGAUGAAGGUCAUUCAUGUCGCUGGCACAAAAGGCAAGGGAUCCACGUGCACCUUUACUGAAUCCAUAUUGCGUAAUUGUGGCUUCCACACUGGCCUUUUCACUUCGCCUCAUCUUAUUGAUAUCCGAGAAAGAUUUCGCCUGGAUGGUAUCGACAUUAGUGAAGAGAAAUUUUUAACCUAUUUCUGGUGGUGCUAUAAUAGGUUAAAGGAAAAGACUAGUAAGGAUAUACCAAUGCCUCAAUUGUUUCGCUUCCUUGCAUUACUUGCGUUCAAAAUAUUUUCAGAUGAGCAGGUGGAUGUAGCUAUCUUGGAGGUUGGUUUAGGUGGAACUUUCGAUGCUACAAAUGUGGUCCGGGCACCCAUUGUGUGUGGUAUAGCUUCUCUUGGUUACGACCACAUGGAACUUCUUGGAAAUACUCUUGGUGAGAUAGCUUCGGAGAAAGCUGGUAUCUUCAAGCGUGGUGUUCCAGCUUUUACCGUAGUUCAACCUGAUGAAGCCAUGAAUGUGCUUAGAGAUAAGGCUUCACGGUUGGAUGUACAACUAACAGUAGUGCCGUCGUUGGAUCCUGAGCUACUACAUGGUCAUAAACUUGGGCUUGAAGGCGAGCACCAGUAUCUAAAUGCUGGUCUUGCUAUUGCCCUAUCCUCCGCUUGGCUCCAGAGGACUGGCCAUUCCAAGCUGUCAUACAUGGAACAGAGUAGGUCUUUGCCCGAGCAGUUCAUAGAAGGGCUUACAACUGCCAGCUUUGAAGGACGAGCACAAAUUGUUCCUGAUAGAUAUAUUGAUAUUGAAUCCCCGGGAGAUCUUGUCUUUUAUUUGGAUGGAGCCCAUAGUCCAGAGAGUAUGGAGGCUUGCGGUAGAUGGUUUUCUGCUGUGAUGAAAGAUAACCAGCGAGGCACCUUAAAUUAUCAGUUGGAGGAUAAUGGUAUAUCUUCAAAUAAACUUCUUCAAGAAAAUCAGAAUGAUGAAGCAAGGAAGACAUCUGUGCCGGUGCUACUGUUCAAUUGUAUGUCAGUGCGAGAUCCGCAGCUGCUUCUCCCACCUCUGAUCAAAACAUGUGCGAAUAAUGGUGUCCACUUCAAGAAAGCACUCUUCGUUCCAAAUACAUCAGUCUUCGACAAGGUUGGAACCCAUGCUCUAACAGAAGCAAAUGGACAAAUUGACCUUUCUUGGCAGUUUAAUAUUCGAAGAGUAUGGGAAAACCUCAUCCAAUGUGAAAAAGUAGGCACUGAUUCUAAAGGGACCGGUGCUGUACUUGAAGAAGAAACCGAUAAACCAGAAGUGGGUGGUAAAAGUUGUGAGAAUAGCACAGUAUUUCCUUCUCUCCCUGUGGCUAUUAGAUGGCUCCGAGAUAGCAUCCUGCAGCAAAACCGGUCAAUUCGACUUCAGGUUCUUGUAACUGGUUCCUUACAUCUUGUGGGAGAUGUGUUGAAAUUAAUCAAGUGAAGCAUGUGAUCUGUUGGGCGUCCAUUUUGAACAUUCAUCUUCUCAAAUUUGCAACAGCAGCAGCACCAUAUUUGAUAUAUAUUAGACAGACUUCAGAUAACAUUAGUCUUUCCAGACUCCCAUUUUUACUAAAGGUACAUUUGUUCUCUCUUUCACUGAUAAUUCCUAUGCUUCAGAACUGAGCAAUAAAGAAAAUGGCAAUAUAUCUGAGUACAUUAAGGUUAAACUUCCAUAAAAAUGUAGCUUUUUUUUAUCUGACAUUUAUGUUACGUUACAAUAUUUGUUUUCGAUUUCAAUUCUUUACCUAUGAUGUAUUGGAAUAAAAAUGAAUGGUUUUUGCUAA
Messenger RNA from Momordica charantia (bitter melon), 2582 nucleotides. It is a transcript of the gene DFB, whose product is annotated as DHFS-FPGS homolog B. Gene Ontology annotation, cellular component: cytoplasm; cytosol; mitochondrion. Gene Ontology annotation, molecular function: tetrahydrofolylpolyglutamate synthase activity; ATP binding. Lineage: Eukaryota; Viridiplantae; Streptophyta; Magnoliopsida; Cucurbitales; Cucurbitaceae. Gene Ontology annotation, biological process: tetrahydrofolylpolyglutamate biosynthetic process. The record is from RefSeq and is a predicted model, not a curated record.